AUGCUUAAUUCAAACAAAAGAGGAGAAAUUAUCGUAACAAAAGCUGAAACUCUUUUAGAAGAAGAAUCUAUUGGCAGUGACGGCGAUUUUUGGCCAUUAAGCUCUAACGAUGCAAUUUCUUCUCUUGAAAGUAUUUCUACACUCGAAGAUCUCAAAAUUAAGAUUAAUAAUACAACAAUUAGUGGGAAUCAAAUUACUGUGCUGAAAACUGCUUUGAUAUAUCUUGCAUUCUUAACUGGGAAAUGGAAAUGGGAUCGAGAAGGAAGAAUUCUUGAUUUAAUUUAUCCCGCUUCUUUUGGCACUUUAUCAAGUCAACAAAAAUCCAUUGCUUUAAAAACUGUACUUUGCCAGAACCAUAAUAAUAAGGAUGAAGUCAUUCUCUAUCAGCCUAACAGUGGUUAUGUUUUUGGUGGUAAUUUUUUUGGUACGAUUUGUCGUGGCCUUGAUUGUUCAUCUUUUGUGUCUUAUUGCGUGGAUUCUUCUGCAAGAUUGGGUACAUGGCACAUGAAAUUAAUUUAUGAAAAAUUAUUAAAUGAUGAAAACAAAGAUGUCAAUGAUGCAGUUGUGAAAAAGACUUUUUCAGAAUUUGAAGCAAUUGAAAUUCGAGAAAACAUUGACAACAUUAUUCAAAAAGGAGAUAUUGUGAUUUGGAGAGGAUCAUCCGGACAUACCGCAAUCUUUAAAGAAUGGAUUUCUAAAAGUAAGCAGACUUUUUUAGGUAUUGAUAAUAAUCGAAUGGAUGAUAAAAGUAGGGAGGGAAUUGGUUUUACUACAUUUCAAUUAUAUAAAGAUAACAGGAAAACUUUUCAAAUUACCAUAACAAAAUUACAACAAAAUCUAUCAUCAUUAACACCACCUCCUAUUCCUUCCCCAACAAAAGAUCCUUUUUCUCGUUCUCUCGCUCCAUUAGAACCACAACAUCCUUCCAUACCAUCAUAUUUAAAUACUCAAAGACGUGGUUCAAUAACAGAUCCUUCGCUACAUUUAUCGGUUCCAAAUCCUGAAUUAUCAAGGCAAUAUUCACAACCUGAUGUUCAUUUUUCGUCAAAUUCAUCCGAACGUCGUAGUUCUUUGGCAAAUGUAGAUCAAUAUCCUCUCUCGCCAUCAUCCACCUUAUCACGUCCAUCAUCUGUUAAAAGUGAUCAUCAGUUAUUCUCUUCAUUGGAAUCACGUAAACUAAGAGAUUCAACUUUGCCAUCAAUAAGUGCAAGUCCAAGUCCCGUAAGAGAUGGUUUUCCUGGUUCAUUAAUGAAUCCUGCAUUUCAAGCACAACUACAGACAAGACGUCAUUCUAUUGCUGUAGGUGAGGUGGUUUCUCCACUCAAAAGAAAAAGUACAAUCAGCGGAUUACCAUUACCAUCACCCAAUAAUAAUAUUGGUGGUGUAAAACGUAGAGAAUCGAUCGGUGAUCCUGCUAUACAAAGAUUGUCUUUAUAUGAUCGUAGAAAAACGCCUUAUUCACGUUCGCCCGAGCUACGGAUAUCUCAUAAACUUGCUGAACGUAAAAGAAGGAAAGAGAUGAAGGAACUUUUUGAUGAACUUAGAGAUUCAUUACCUGUUGAUAAAAGUUUAAAAACAAGUAAAUGGGAAAUUUUAAGCAAAGGUGAAAGAAUUAAAUAA
Molecule: messenger RNA, 1620 nt
Organism: Entrophospora sp. SA101
Lineage: Eukaryota; Fungi; Glomeromycota; Glomeromycetes; Entrophosporales; Entrophosporaceae
Source: the annotation of a GenBank genome assembly